Molecule: messenger RNA, 1125 nt
Organism: Sphenostylis stenocarpa
Lineage: Eukaryota; Viridiplantae; Streptophyta; Magnoliopsida; Fabales; Fabaceae
Source: the annotation of a GenBank genome assembly
AUGUUGCGACAGUUGAGCGCGCACGCGCCGCGUGUGGCCUUCAACUUCAAGUCGAGGAGAUUAGUUCACGGUGGCUGCGGCCAAAGAUUGACCACACGCGCAUUGUCCUCCGCCACCGUAUCGCCGCCGUCGAAGGCGAUCGUGUACGAUGUGCACGGGCCACCGGACACGGUGACUAAGUUGGUGGAGGUUCCGGCCGUUGAAGUGAAAGAGAAAGAGGUGUGUGUGAAGAUGCUAGCUGCUCCUAUCAACCCCUCAGAUAUCAAUAGAAUACAGGGCGUUUAUCCGGUGCGGCCAGACCCACCGGCAGUGGGUGGAUACGAAGGCGUUGGAGAAGUUCUCUCAGUGGGGUCCUCAGUCACCUCUCUCUCUUCUGGUGACUGGGUUAUUCCCUCGCCGCCCUCUUUCGGGACAUGGCAGACGUAUAUUGUGAAGAAUGAGAAUGUUUGGCACAAGAUAGAGAAGGGUGUGCCUAUGGAAUAUGCGGCUACAAUUACUGUUAAUCCCUUGACUGCACUUCUCAUGCUUGAACACUGUGUUACAUUGAAUUCUGGAGAUUCUAUUGUGCAAAAUGGGGCUACCAGCAUGGUUGGCCAGUGUGUCAUUCAGCUUGCCAAGUCUCGUGGAAUUCACAGCAUUAAUAUUAUAAGGGACAGGCCUGGGGUCGAUGAAGUAAAAGAAAUGCUUAAGAAUUUGGGGGCUGAUGAAGUUUUUACUGAGAGCGAAUUGGAAGUGAAGAAUGUCAAGAGUUUCCUGGGUGGUAUACCUGAACCUGCACUGGGAUUUAACUGUGUUGGUGGCAAUGCUGCUUCUUUGGUACUCAAGUUUUUGAGACAGGGAGGAACUAUGGUGACGUACGGUGGAAUGUCUAAAAAACCUGUCUCUGUGUCAACAUCAUCCUUCAUAUUUAAGGAACUGUCCUUGAGGGGAUUCUGGUUGCAGAAAUGGUUGAGCGCAGAUAAAGCUGAAGAGAGCAGAGGAAUGAUAGACAGACUUUUGAGUCUUGUUCAAGAAGGAAAGUUAAAAUACAAAAUGGAAUUGGCUUCCUUUGACGAUUUCAGCACAGCAUUGGAUAAAGCGCUGGGAAAACUAGGGAGCCAACCUAAGCAAGUAAUCAAAUUCUAA